Messenger RNA from Cydia strobilella, 2574 nucleotides. RefSeq names its product myoneurin-like. The record is from RefSeq and is a predicted model, not a curated record. Gene Ontology annotation, cellular component: nucleus. Gene Ontology annotation, molecular function: zinc ion binding. NCBI's taxonomy places the organism in Eukaryota, Metazoa, Arthropoda, Insecta, Lepidoptera, Tortricidae. Bases 66 to 2360 code for a protein of 764 amino acids. The transcript has 3 exons.
UUGUUAGCGUCUUAUUUUUUGCUAUAAACCAAUUAAAUAAUCAACAGUUAUUUGAUAUCACAAUCAUGACCACGCUAAAACAAGCCAUAUUACAUUCAUUAUUACAAAAGGAAAGUUUGUGCUGUCUGUGUUUUGGCACAGUUGGAUCUGAACAUGUUUACUUAGACGAUGAGGCGAUGGUGAACGAUUCUGGCAAUGUAAAGCUUGCUGAAGUGCUCUAUUAUAUCCUAGGAUAUGAUGUGAUGAAUAAUUUAGCUUUCCAAACCCUAUGCGAUGAUUGUGUUGUAUCAGCCAUACAAAGCUACAUGUUCAUCAAAAGAUGCAAGGAAAACACUGAAAACUUACAACAAGCCAUUGAAAAUCUAGAUAUUUCUUUACAAAACUUAAGAAGCAAUCAAGAAUCAUGCAAGACAAUGUUUCUUUCUUUAGACUCAAGUCUUGACGCUCAGGUUUACUACGAUUAUAAAAAUCCAGUUACUUCACUUCCAAAAGCUUUGGUGAGAUUUAAAUAUGUUUCCUCUGAUGUAUGUAACGGUAAAUAUUACAUAGAGAGAUCUGUGCAAAAAGAAUCGAAAACCUGGAUUGUUCCAACAGUUGGUGAUGAUGAUGAUUUUGAUAGUGACUGGUGCAUGUCGCCAGGAAAAAGAAAUAAUACUAAAAAGGGUCAUAGAGGUAAAGAAAUUUUAUCUGACAGUGUGAUGCUUCAUGAAAAUAGUACAAAUAAAAGGCUAAUAUGCAAUGGUUGUGAGAAAACAUUUGAAAGUAUCACCAUGCUACGAUUGCAUUACAUGAGGGUUCAUGCAGUAAAAAAAUUACAGUGCCCAAAAUGUGAUCAUAAGUUUGCUACUAGCAAGUUGCUAGAAUACCAUCUAAGUCUUUCCCAUGUGGAUGCCAUUUGUUUUGAAUGUGGGAAAACUUUUACUAACAUAGCGAGUUUGAAGAAACAUGAACUCUCCCAUAAUAUCUCAUCUAAAUAUAUCUGUCAGAAUUGUCACAGAGUAUACAAAACAUUACGAACCAUGAAAGAUCACAUUUACAACGGAGUUUGUGAGCGAGGAGGCAGAACAGGAAAAUCAGUCAACGGAAUCCUGGCUUUUGACACAGUUUGCAAAGAAUGUGCAAUAACUGCAUUAAAUUCCUAUACAUUCAUCAAGAAAUGCAAAGAAAAUGCACAAAAUUUACAUAAAGCUAUAACAAAUCUAGACAAUAGCAUACAACAUGAUGUAGAACAUGUUUAUUGCAAGUCUCUUUUUAUUUCUUUUAAUGAAGAUCUAACAACUCGAGACUUUUUUGAUUAUAAGAGGCCUGUGAAUUCACCGUCAGCUAUCUUAAAGAGGUUUCAAAGUGUUUCUAAUAUAGGAAAUUAUAAAAACGAUGUACAAGAUGUGAAGAAUGAUGAUCUUGAUUACUUUGAACUUGAUACCGAACCAGUAAUUAAACAUAAGAAACACAAAAGUAAACCUAGGAAAAAUACUUUGCCGAAAGAACUUAUACUACACAAGGAUAGUACACAUUUGUCGUAUAAAUGCAGUGGAUGCCUAAAAAUUUUCCAAACAUUAGAUUACUUGCGGCAGCACUAUCUCAGGUUACAUGCACCGAAAACUUUUAAAUGCCCUAAAUGUGAGCGCAGCUAUGCUUCAUACAAACUAGUAGAGCAGCAUUUAAAAGACUGUCAUCAGACUGUAAUAUGUGUUGAAUGCGGAAAAACAUACAAAAACCGUUUUAGUUUAAAACAACAUGAACUCUCACAUAGACUACGAUUUGUCUGCCAAAGUUGCGGCCGCGUUUACAAAAAUAAAGACACAUUCAAACAGCAUAUAGAGUAUGGAAUAUGUGGUCAAUCCGCUAGAAAAUCGGCAACAGACGGCUUGUUCAAAUGUGACAUUUGCAAUAAACAGUACUCCCGUAAAAACACCUUGCGGGUUCACAUUCAAUUUGAACAUACGAACACAGGCCAGCAACAUGUAUGCAGUUGGUGUAACAAGAAGUUCAGUUGUCAAAGCAGAUUGAAAGCGCAUACAGUUAAGCAUACGCAGGAAAAGAACUUUCCUUGUGAUAUCUGUGGGGGUAAAUUUGUUACGAAAGAGUCUCUUCUGUAUCACACUCGCAUACAUACUGGUGAGAAGCCAUAUAAGUGUUCAUUCUGUGAUUUAAGAUUUCUAUCUUCAUCCCGACGGGCCGAGCAUGUGAGACGUCAGCACAUGGACCCAACAUUGACUUGUGACAUUUGUAAAGCUAAGUUUCGGAGUCAUUCCUGCUUGUUGAAGCAUAAGCAGAGGCAUGCAAACCCAAACAGCCGGCUGUUUGCGGUUGAAGGCAAGCCUCAGGCUGAGGAAAAUGACUAUUGCUUCAAGAAUUAAGCUUUGUUAUUGCAACUAAUAAAGAUUGAAGAAAGUUGAAAUGAGAAUAUGUGGUGACUGAUAUUUUUAUAAAUUAUAAUUUCAAUAAUUUGCCUUAAUAAAAAAAUGUACUUUAGUAAAUAUUAGCUUCUGAGGAACUUGAAAGUUAACUAAGUUUUUGUGUGGAGUUUUUUUGUAUAUUUUAUCUAAAUUAUCUGUAAAUACAUUUAUUUAA